Molecule: messenger RNA, 453 nt
Organism: Didymodactylos carnosus
Lineage: Eukaryota; Metazoa; Rotifera; Eurotatoria; Philodinida; Philodinidae
Source: the annotation of a GenBank genome assembly
AUGAGUGCUGGACAACUUUCCGUUACAGUCGUUCAAGCUGAAGGACUUCAUGAUAAAGAUACUAUUGGUAAAAAUGAUGCUUAUGUAGAAUUGUACCUUGACAAAGAUUAUAAACAGCGAACCUCAACGAAAAAUAAUUCUAAUUCGCCAACAUGGAACGAAACUUUUAUAUUGUAUGUAAAUUCUUUUCGAAAGAUAAAGAAACUUAUGUAUAGUCGAAUUUUAAUUUUUAGUAAUGUACAAGCCGGUCAACAUACACUCCAUCUGCAUGUUUAUGAUGAUGAUAUCGGUGAUCGAGACUCAAUUGGAUCAGUUAAAAUUGAUUUGAGACCGAUUAUGGAAGGAGCAGCAUUUGAUCAAUGGGUGAAGCUUCCAGCACAUUUUGGAUUAGGCUCACAUGGUAAAGUGCGCGUGAUUAUGACUUUUACAGUAAUAUGGAAUGAUUCAUUAUGA